AUGGUUGUGAAUUUAUCAGACUACUAUAUCAACUUGACUUUGAGAAAUGAUGAACUGCAACUUGAAAUCGAUGACGUUCGUGAAAAGGUUGAUUCAGGCUGGAAGAUAUUCAGAUGGAACGUCUACUUCUUUUCCAAAGAUCUAGGAACAUGGUCAGAGUCCAUAGAAAAAUGUAAGGAGAAAAAAUCAGAUCUGGUUUCUGUUUUAAAGGCGGAUGAACAGCUUUAUCUCAAUACAGAAGUCAGAAAGAAUAAAUUUUGUUAUUGGAUUGGACUCCGGAAGAAUAAGAAGAAACGUAAUGGAGUCUUGUGGCUAAAUGGCAUGGAAGCUACAACUACGUGA
Messenger RNA from Rhineura floridana, 342 nucleotides. RefSeq names its product perlucin-like protein. Bases 1 to 342 code for a protein of 113 amino acids. NCBI's taxonomy places the organism in Eukaryota, Metazoa, Chordata, Lepidosauria, Squamata, Rhineuridae. The record is from RefSeq and is a predicted model, not a curated record. The transcript is spliced from 3 exons.